UGCCCUGGGUUUAUUAAAGCAGCAUUGUGGAUGAUUUCAGGUACAGACUUGCCACAGACACAGUCUGGGGAAAAAGAACAAGCCUUAUGCAGCCACUUGGAACUGUACAGCAACCUGAGUAGGACAUAAAACCCUGCACAACGGGAGACAAAAGGUCAACCACCCUGGUGGUACUAAUCCAGCACCAUGAUUUGGAUACUUCAGGUCUUGUUCUCACCACUCCCAACACCAGCAUUGAUUGGCCUUUUUAUUCUUGGAGCAAUAGUCAUCUUGUGGGUGAUAACUAGACCAAAGGCCAUUACUCCUCCUAUUGACUUGGAUAAACAGUCAGUAGGAAUUCAGGGAGGCGCCAGAAGAAGUACUUUCUUGCCAGAGACUCAACUGCUUGCUUAUUACUAUGAAGAUGCCAAAACUAUGUAUGAGUCCUUCCAGAGAGGACUUCAUGUGUCUGAAAAUGGACCAUGCUUGGGGUACAGGAAACCGAAACAGCCAUAUCAGUGGUUGACUUACAAACAGGUGUCAGACAGAGCUGAAUAUUUGGGAUCAGGACUCUUGUUCAAAGGAUGUAAACCAUCACCAGAUCAAUUUAUUGGCAUAUUUGCUCAAAAUAGACCAGAGUGGAUCAUUUCCGAGUAUGCCUGCUACACUUACUCAAUGGUUGCUGUUCCGCUGUAUGACACUCUGGGGCCAGAUGCCAUUAUAUUUAUUAUUAACAAAGCUGAUAUCUCCAUUGUGAUCUGCGACAAACCUGAAAAGGCACUAGUCUUGCUUGAGAGCUGUGAGCAAGGGAAGAUCCCAGGUCUGAAGACCAUCAUUCUGAUGGAUCUCUUUGAUAGCGAGCUCAAAGAUAGAGGCAUGAAAGGAGAAGUGGAGAUCCUGUCAAUUCAGGAAGUUGAGGAGCUGGGCAAGAACAACUUAAAAGAGCCUGUUCCUCCUAAACCUGAGGACCUUAGCAUUGUUUGUUUCACCAGUGGAACAACAGGUGAUCCAAAAGGAGCCAUGCUCACACAUGAAAACGUUGUUGCAAAUGCGUCUGCUUUCCUUAAAAGUACUGAGAGUACAUUUGACUGCAAGACUACAGAUAUCUCAGUAUCGUAUCUUCCUCUGGCUCACAUGUUUGAGAGAGUAGUACAGACCAUCAUGUACUCCAGUGGAGCAAGAGUGGGCUUCUUUCAAGGAGACAUUAGAAUGCUAACAGAUGACAUGAAAACCUUGAAGCCAACUAUGUUUCCAGCAGUACCAAGACUGCUCAACAGGCUCUAUGACAAGAUACAAAGUAGUGCACAGAACCCAUUGAAAAAGACUCUGCUAAACUUUGCUGUGGAUAGAAAACUGGCAGAUGUGAAGCAGGGCGUUCUCCGAAAUGACAGCAUCUGGGACAAAAUGAUUUUUAAGAAGGUCCAGGAGUCCAUGGGUGGGAAGGUGCGUAUAAUGGUAACAGCAGCUGCACCUAUAUCUCCCCCUGUCCUGACACUUCUCAGAGGAGCACUGGGAUGCCAGAUUUUUGAAGCCUAUGGUCAGACAGAAUGCUCAGCAGGUUGCACCUUCACAGUGCCUGGAGACUGGACAACAGGGCAUGUUGGAGCCCCUCUACCUUGCAAUAUCAUAAAACUAGAAGAUGUGGCUGAUAUGAACUACUUCUCUUCCAAUAACGAAGGAGAGGUCUGUAUUAAAGGAACAAAUGUCUUCAAGGGUUACUUGAAAGAUCCUGCGAGAACAGCAGAAGCUCUUGAUGAUGAUGGCUGGCUUCACACUGGAGACAUUGGAAAAUGGAUGCCAAAUGGAACCCUGAAGAUCAUUGACAGAAAGAAGAACAUCUUUAAGCUAGCACAAGGGGAGUACAUUGCGCCAGAGAAGAUUGAAAACAUCUACAUCAGAAGUGCUCCUGUAGCCCAAGUGUUUGUACAUGGGGACAGUUUACAGCCCUCUCUGGUGGGUGUAGUGGUUCCUGACCCCGAGGUACUGCCAAACUUUGCAGCAAAACUUGGAAUAAAAGGUUCAUAUGAAGAAAUGUGCACCAAUUCAGUAUUGAAAAAAGCAAUUUUAGAAGAGCUGGUCAAAGUAGGAAAAGAAGCAGGCCUUAAGUCCUUUGAACAAGUUAAAGACAUCCACAUUCAUCCAGAGAUGUUCUCAAUUGAAAAUGGACUUCUGACCCCAACACUGAAAGCAAAGAGAGCAGACCUCUGUAAAUACUUUAAGACCCAACUUGAAGCCCUCUAUGCAAAUAUGCAAUAACAUAUUGGGAUUUCUGUGGAAUACCAAAGCACUCCCCAGGACACUAGUUCAACUGAGAACAAGACUGAACAUAGGCGCAAGAGGAACUUUAACAGAAAAGUGACGUUUGUCAAUUUACACCAUAGACUUUGUCAAAACAAUGACCGUAAGCUAUGGUGUUCCAGUCACCUCAACUCUGGCAUAGGCACAAGAUUCCAAGAAACUUGGCAGCUCUUGCUUUGAGACUGAAGCGCACAAAUCUCUAAAAUGGUGGCUAUGAAGCAAAUGGGCAGAUCUGAUUAAAUUCCAUCCUUGGUCAAAGUAGUUGUUUGCUGUCCAUAACAUCGAGUUAGUAAUGGUGAAAUUGUCAUUGGCUGGAAGACUGUUCACCAUGCCUCCAGCAUGGGCUGAAGCCUGAAGCUUUUGUACUAUGUUUUCAGCUGUCUUCUAGUAACUGUCAAGCAAUAAAUUUUAAUUGCACAUUGAAAAA
Messenger RNA from Pelodiscus sinensis (Chinese soft-shelled turtle), 2704 nucleotides. RefSeq names its product acyl-CoA synthetase long chain family member 5 (gene ACSL5). Gene Ontology annotation, cellular component: endoplasmic reticulum; mitochondrion; membrane. The record is from RefSeq and is a predicted model, not a curated record. Gene Ontology annotation, molecular function: arachidonate-CoA ligase activity. Gene Ontology annotation, biological process: fatty acid metabolic process; long-chain fatty-acyl-CoA biosynthetic process; positive regulation of long-chain fatty acid import across plasma membrane. Lineage: Eukaryota; Metazoa; Chordata; Testudines; Trionychidae.